This is a messenger RNA of Physella acuta, 2534 nucleotides long. RefSeq names its product ubiquitin-associated domain-containing protein 2. Gene Ontology annotation, molecular function: serine-type endopeptidase activity; protein binding. The record is from RefSeq and is a predicted model, not a curated record. NCBI's taxonomy places the organism in Eukaryota, Metazoa, Mollusca, Gastropoda, Physidae.
GAUUUCUAGAUAAAUCUAUAUACUAUCUACUAGAUCUAUCUAGGUACUGAAACCUUGAUUAAAUUAAUAGUUAAACUACUUAGUAUAGUUAGUAGAUCUAGAUCUAGUAGUUAGACUAGUUAGUUAAUAGUUUGUAAACACUGAAGUAAAAGAAAAUCUGUUUUUGCUGAACCAGUAAAUAUUUCCCACGAUGAUUGCCUUAGCUGGGCCAGCAGGGUUUUAUGGAACACCUGUGACCAAGAUUCUUUUGUGCCAUGGUAUAAUCAGUUACUUUUUGUUUACCUUCCCACUGCAGCAUUUUCAUUACUUGUUUCAUUACAACCAAGAUGUCUUUGCAAAGCAACAGUUGAAGAAAAUGUUUAUGUCCAAACUUGUUUUCUUGGAUUUACCUGAUUUAAUCUUCACAUCGCUGCUUAUCUACAACUUCAGAAUCUUUGAAAGGCGAUUUGGUUCAAGAAAAUUUGUGUCUCACCUAUUGGCUACUCUGAUUUUGAGCAGUUUGUUGGAGCUGGUGGUUUUUUCAGUUCUCAAUAAGCUGGACAUCAGAUUAGGAGAUAUGCCAACUGGCCUAUUCAGCCUGGCUUUCCCGCUGUAUGUCCCUUUUUAUUGUACAGUACCCAGAGUGGCACUGAUCAGUUUAAUGGGUGUGCCAGUUACUGGUAAAACACUUAACUACAUCCUCGGACUGCAAAUGGCCAGCUCUAAAGUGGAGAACAUGCUAGUAGUUUCCUGCGCAAUUGUAGCUGGGAUGCUAUGGAGAAUCAACUUUUUGAAAAUUCAAAAUUUCCUUCAAGUACCAAAACUUGUGGGUAAUCAGUUUGACUACUGCUUGGGUCGGUAUUUAGAAUCACCUGACUCACAAACCACAUCAUUGCCCAUGGGAGCAACUUUAGAACUUCAGCAGAGGGAGAGGCUGGACAGACUGGAGCAGCAGAUGAUGUUCUCAGCCAUACAGUCAAGCAGAAGAAUGGAUAUUGGUAGACCACAACCCUUGAAUUUGGGCAAUAGCAUAUUUGGUAACUUAAAUGUUAACAGAAACCCAGGACCAAAUUUACAGCCAACAACCAAUGAUGCAAGCUUGGUAGACACUACUGAGAGUGUUGUUUCUGAAGAUCAGGUAAAACAGUUUGUUGAAAUGGGAUUCAGUGAUGCAAGGGCUAGACAGGCACUUCGGUCAGCAAAUAACAAUCCAAGGCUGGCCACCAAUUUUUUGCUGCAGGAUAUGUGAUGGAAAAUUAUGUCUAAAAUGAUUACCCAAGCUUGCAUGCUGUGAAGUGUAUUUAAAUAUUUUCAUUGUUACAUAAUGAAAAUUGUGUUCUUGAUCGACAAGUGGUCAUUAAUGCAUGAUGUGAGAUUCAUUGUCGCUAUAGUUUAGGAUAAACAAACAUAGCGAUUCAGAAUGUUUUAAGUUAAGUUGGUUUUAUCGAAAUUUAAUUAAGUUUUUUAAAAACAUUUUCUUUUCCAAAAUAAAUUUGGAUCUUGUGUUAUGAACUUAGUUAGUAGACACUAUUCAUCAUCUUGGAAUCUUUUUCUUUAUAAGUUCCCAUUAUAAUUUAAUUAUCACUCUGUUUCAAAUCUAAAAUAAAUUUGUAGUAAAAAAAAUUAAAAUAUUUUCUUAGCCUUUAACUCACAGGUCCAACCAAACUUUAACUUUCAUGCAGUUGUUUAAUCUUAGCAGGAUAGACUUAAUAAAACUGACCAGGGUAAAUUGAGGAAGAUAUAUGCUGCUACAUAACACAUCUUUAUAAACACAAAAGUAAGAUGUUCUGUUUACAAGCAGUUGAAGCUCUAAUUUUUUCAGUCAUUUUAAAAUUAGGCAGCCUUGUGUGAAUGUGUGGGUAGUUGUGUCAUGUCUUGGCCAUAUGUUUGUUGGAUAAUUUGUAAUCCCUGACCUCACUAUUCUAAUACUUUAACAUACUUACUGAUGUUAAGCAGGGCAACAAUGACUCAAUGUUAUGUCUUAGCUGAAAAGCUUGUAUUGUACAGUCAUGUCUAUUUUUAAAGUUUAUUAUUUAUUUCAUGAAACUGCUCACCUUAGAUGGAACAUGAGUCUUUUUGCAAAGAUUUUUCAAAGAGUUUUCUAUUAAACUCAAUCUUUAGCCUUUUGUUUUGAGUUUGGGUGUAACUGCAAUAUUUAAAAAAAAGCUAUUAAUGUUUUUUAGUUUCUGAAACCUUCAUGACUUCUUCAUUAGCUAUUUAAUAGACUGUGAAAACAUCCCAAAUUUAAAAUACUUUAACUCUGAGGUGGCUGUUUUUUUACAUGAUUAUUUUAAGACCCUGAAACACAUUUGGAUUUAUCACUUCCCUUAAUUUAAUGUAUUUUAAAAGCAGAAACAUUGAACAUACUAUAACCAUGUUAAAAUAAUACAAUCAAAUUAACCAAAGAAUAGCUUUAAAACUGGGGGGAAAACUGUAAAUUCCACCAAUAUUGAACAAAUCUAGUCUUAAACAGGGCUAAAGAAAGAGUACAUUUAAUAAUGGUAACCGAAAUAGAAUGCAAAGAAAAUAGAUCCACUGUCAAGAUGAGUCAGUUU